Molecule: messenger RNA, 931 nt
Organism: Saccostrea cuccullata (small rock oyster)
Lineage: Eukaryota; Metazoa; Mollusca; Bivalvia; Ostreida; Ostreidae
Exons: 4
Coding region: 1-513 (170 amino acids)
Source: RefSeq, a predicted model, not a curated record
AUGACGAUAUGUUUUGUUUUUGAUUGCAACCACCAAGGGUUGAGGAAAACAUGUAAGAUGUUUCGCUUCCCAGCCAGCUCCGCACUGGCGAAGAAAUGGGAAAUACUUUGCAGGGGUAAGGAUAGAAGCAUGAUCCCCCAGAAUGACAGGAUCUGCAGCUGUCACUUUGUAGAUGGCGAGAAGAGUAAUGGCCCCACCCUCUUCCCAUUGAAUAGUGGAAAAAUGUUCAACUUUCCAGAUCCGAGCAAAUUAAAGAGAACUGAAAAAAGAGAGAUCAAAGAAAAGGCAGUCUCUGAAGACCAGUGUGAAUCUACUGCAAUGUCAUGUCAACCAUCCCAUGUUUCUCUAGACCACUCCUAUCAGGCUUCAUAUCAUCAAUUAAAAGAAGAGAAUCAGAAUUUGCGGCGUGAAGUUGAAGAACUAAGAAUACAGGUCAGGAUGAUGUCAACAAAGCGUGCUUUCAGGAUUGGUGAUAUCUUGAAUGAUGAGAGAAAGGUACGCUUUGGAAAAUAGGUAGUGUAAAUAUAUCAAACACUACAUCUAUAUUACAAGUUUAUUUUAGUGUUUAUACUGUAAACAGCAUAUAUAAGAUAAAUAAGUUUCAUUUUGUAAUCAUUCAAAAUAGACAUUAAAUAAAAUUUCAGCUAUAAAAAGCUUUUUAAAAUGUUUAAAUUUAUAGUUGAUAAUCUCCUGUCAUAAAAAUAAGCUAUGCUCAUGCAUAUCUUUGAACACGAUACUUUGUGGUUAAGUAUUUUCAUUUCAGUUGACAUGUUUAUUGUGAUGAUGGGCCAACUGCUGGACAGUUCAUCAGCCGGUGAUAAAUGACUGGAUAAGUGCUAGAACAUGCAAUGUCAGGAAAAUAUCUUGUAAAAUUAUUUAAUUGAAAUACUGCUGGGCAGUAUUUUUAUGGGCAAAUAAAUUUGAAUAAUGA